Messenger RNA from Carica papaya (papaya), 2766 nucleotides. Its product is annotated as O-fucosyltransferase family protein. The record is from RefSeq and is a predicted model, not a curated record. Gene Ontology annotation, cellular component: Golgi apparatus; cytoplasm; chloroplast. NCBI's taxonomy places the organism in Eukaryota, Viridiplantae, Streptophyta, Magnoliopsida, Brassicales, Caricaceae.
AAAUAAAAAAUUGAGAAUUAGCUUUCACUUGGUUAGAAAAGCAGCCAUUCACAUUCUUAGACAGGCCAAGUUCUCCGCAAUCCCAACCAGCCAGAGCUCCAGCUACGGCUUUUAAUUUUCUGAUCAGAAAAGUUGACGAGCCAGUUGUCUCUUGUCUCUGAUUCAUCUUGUUAAUGACAAUAUCAUCCAUAUCUAAUCCCCAUUAUUGGUAAUAAAUUUAUCUACAUCACCAAAAUCGCUCAACAGCGAAACCAGAGGAUGGGUCACCACCACCACCAUCACAACACCACUGAUGGCGUCUCUCAGAUAGUUAAUAGCCCGCGCUUCUCGGGUCCCAUGACCCGCCGAGCUCACUCCUUCAAGCGCAAUAACAAUGGAAGCACCCAUAACAAUUCCAACACCGCCAACAAUACCUCUACCAACAAUGGCAACAACUGUAGCAGCACUAGUUGUUCCUCUGUUUUAACCACCCACCAUGAAAUCGAUCUGCAUCUCAACUCACCCAGAUCCGAGAUUACUCCCAGCUCUGCAUCCUCUGAUGGGUUCGAUUCCAUACUGCAGAUGGAGAAGAAGUACACCUACCAUAACCUGAGAGAGAGAGAGGUGAAGAGUCUAUUGAAGAAGCCUAUAGGAUCUACGGUUUUGGAGUUGGGGAUAAGGGAGAGGAAGAAACUCGGCCACUGGAUGUUCUUGGUUUUCUGUGGGGUGUGCUUAUUUUUGGGUGUCUUCAAGAUUUGUGCAACUGGUUGGUUUGGAUCUACUAUUGAAAUGGCUUCUUCCAAUCAGGAUUUAUCUGACCCCUCCAUCUCUCAGUUAAAUCUAAUCAGUCAAGACUCACACAAGUACGGCUAUAGGGAAGGAGGGAGUGAUGUUGAACGCACCCUGAUGAUGGUAGCAUCAGGUGUUGUCGGUAGCCAGAAUGGCAUGGCAGCAUAUUCAGGUAUCUGGGCAAAACCAAACAGCGAGAAUUUCACUAAGUGCAUUGGCAGUGGAAGAAGUUCUAAAAGGCUAGAUGCAAAUACAAAUGGUUAUAUUCUCAUAAAUGCUAAUGGUGGCUUGAAUCAGAUGAGAUUUGGGAUUUGCGAUAUGGUUGCCGUGGCUAAGAUCAUGAAGGCAACACUCGUCCUUCCUUCACUUGAUCACACCUCAUACUGGGCUGAUAACAGUGGCUUUAAAGAUCUGUUUGAUUGGCAACACUUCAUUGAGACAUUGAAGGAUGAUAUCCACAUAGUUGAGACACUACCACCUGCCUUCAGCGGAAUUGAGCCUUUUGUUAAAACACCAAUAUCUUGGUCCAAGGUUAGUUAUUACAAAACAGAGGUCCUCCCUUUGUUAAAGCAGCACAAAAUAGUGUACUUUACACAUUCUGACUCCCGGCUUGCCAACAAUGGCCUCCCGACUUCCAUACAGAAGCUGCGAUGCCGUGUGAAUUACAAGGCAUUAAAGUAUUCAACUCCAAUUGAAGAACUUGGGAGCACCUUGGUUUCUAGAAUGUGUCGGAAUGGAAGCCCUUAUCUUGCUCUUCAUUUGAGGUAUGAGAAGGAUAUGCUUGCAUUCACAGGCUGCAGCCAUAAUUUGACAUCGGAAGAAGAUGAUGAGCUACGUCACAUGCGAUAUGAGGUCAGUCAUUGGAAGGAAAAAGAAAUUAAUGGGACUGAGAGAAGAUUACUUGGUGGCUGUCCCUUGACCCCCAGGGAAACUUCCCUUUUGCUCAGAGCAUUGGAUUUCCCAUCUGAUACCAGGAUUUACUUGGUAGCUGGUGAAGCUUACGGGAACGGAAGCAUGCAAUACCUUAAGGAUGAUUUUCCCAACAUCUUCUCGCACUCCACUCUUGCCACAGAAGAAGAGCUGUAUCCUUUCAGAAAUCACCAGAACAUGUUGGCAGGUAUAGACUAUGUUGUUGCCCUGCAGAGCGAUGUGUUUGUUUACACGUACGAUGGUAACAUGGCAAAGGCAGUUCAAGGUCACAGGCGAUUUGAGAACUUCAAGAAAACCAUCAAUCCAGACAAGAUGAAUUUUGUGAAACUUGUUGAUGAAUUUGAUGAGGGUAGAAUUUCUUGGAAGAAAUUCAGUUCUAAAGUGAAAAAGCUUCACAGAGAUCGAGUAGGAGGUCCAUAUUUAAGGGAGCCGGGAGAGUUUCCUAAGCUUGAGGAGAGUUUCUAUGCAAAUCCUUACCCAGGAUGCAUCUGUGAAAAUGAAACAAUACAACAGAAGAGGUAGAGGGAAAGCACAGGUUCACAUUUUUGUAAACUUAUUUCAUGGUUUCAGUUUAACAGCAUGCGAAGAAGAAUAUGCAGCCAUUUCCUGUGGACAUAUCAAUCCAUGUCCAGAUAUAUGCCCCCACUUAAGGCUUGCGAAGGAGGCAGGUGUUCUUCAGGAUGUUGUGAAGGGCAACAAAAAUUUCAUUCUCUGCCUCUGCAGCUAGUAUACACAAUACUGCGGAUGGGUCUGGUAUACCAUUUUGAGAUGACACACUAAAUUGAAUUGCUAUACUUUGUACUAUGAACAUGGAUCUCUUAAUCAUUCUCUUCAGUACGCACUACUGAACGCAAUGUUUUUGCUUAAAUGAGGGGACGGCAGGCAGGUAAGCCAACUGAGUUGUAUUUAGAUUAGUCAUCGAAGUUUAGUCCUAUAAUUCAUAGGAUUACUAUUUCGAGCAAAGAAUAGGUACAAUUACCAUUGUGUCAUAGUAAUUGGAUUCAAUUAUUUCUAGAUGUCAAUAAUACAAUUAUAAUGUGAAUGAAUUGUGGAGAAUAUGCAGUACCA